CCAUCCUAUACCCUCGUCCUUAACCACCUCCGGGUGGGCCCCCGCUACGCCAGCCUCGUGGCGCUCUCGAGCACAUGCAGCUACCUCCGCAAGGUGCUAGGCCCUCUUCUCUUCGCCAACCUUAGUUUGGUCCGCGAGAACCAGAUCGACGUGGUGCUUGCCACUCCGGCGGUAAUGCAGCAGUACUCCGACAAGAAACGGUACCACCGCGAGUUCAUCAAGGAAGUGUUGCACACCAACAUCACCGAGUGUGCCAAUGCCGAGUUGGCCAAGACCAGCUUCAGAGCAGGCAUCAACGGCGACCCGUCGUUCCAGUGCAACUACCAGACUUCACUUGGCAUCAACAACUAUAUCACCUAUGUGGAGUGCGAUAACUCCACGGUCCAGGGACCAGACUUGGCGCUUUUUCCCCGGCUCGAGGCGUUGAAGGUGCUCGACACCAGCAUGGCAGAGCCGACGGAUGUGUCUACGGCUCCGCUCUACCGCCAGCUAGCAGCGCUUCGCUUCCUCUCUAUCAACGCCUCCACCCUCGUCCACGCGCGCGGGUUGGAAUCAGUUCUUCCCCAAUUGACUCGUUUGGACUUGGGAUUGGACUUCGACGACAUGGACCCCGUUGCCGGGCUCGGAGGCUUGCGUGACGCCUUCAAGAGCUCGCGGCUCCGCGAGCUCAACCUCUUCAUUGACCGCAGUCCUUCGGUGGCGUACGUUGAGUUUCUCGCGUUUAUACAGCAUAUCGCAUACCAGUGCAAAGAACUUUGCAGCCUUUAUAUCCGGGUCAUCAGAAAACAAAAACCCAUGGCGGCUCCACGCCAGACAGCCAAGGGGCGCUGGAGUGUUCACCAGGGACGGCCUCUAGGCUCAGUGUACGUGGAGUUCUUGAGCAAGCUUGGGCACUUGCGGAACGUGGGCUUCGAUUUGGCCAUUCUUCGCAUGUUUGAGUUCUCUGCUGAGCCCAGCACGGAAAGCACCAAACCAGCAGCAGAGUUGAGCUUGACCAUUGUCAAUGUCGCUCUGACAGGCACCAGGUUAGAACGAGGCCCUCUCAGUGGGCUUGUCAGGUUUAUUCGGGCGCUAAAAGUGACGGAAAUCAGGCUCCAGUACGGAGAGGUGGUGGACAAUUCGCACCUCCAGGCGCUCACCAUGUUGACGGGGUUGGUGUCGGUGGUGUGUUCGUCCGAGACCUAUCCCUACUACGACGGGCUCCAGCGAGUGUCGUUAGAACGCUGCUGGUCGGUUUCGGACGACUCGUUCCGCAGAAGGUACUACUACGUGGACCUCGACCUGCUCCCUCAAAGCGACCACCAGUUGCGGGCGAAAUUGGCGGCUGCAACUGUGUGGGGCCGGACCCAGUUCAAUUCUCCCCGCUACAAGGUACGGGAGUCGUUCCAGGUGGUGCACACCGAACACCACGACCACCGCAGCUCGCCGCAUCUCAAGGCAUCCGACGAUGGCACCAACAGGUACGGGUCCAGCCGUGCGUUCUGGAGUGUGGAAACCUCGUUGGCCGAGUUGGAGCAGUACGGGGUUGUCCAGCGACACUCCCAGUUGUGG
Suhomyces tanzawaensis NRRL Y-17324 is the source of this 1551-nucleotide messenger RNA. RefSeq lists its product as uncharacterized. The annotation marks the transcript as partial. Lineage: Eukaryota; Fungi; Ascomycota; Pichiomycetes; Serinales; Debaryomycetaceae. The record is from RefSeq and is a predicted model, not a curated record. The transcript has a single exon.